Messenger RNA from Exophiala oligosperma, 1249 nucleotides. RefSeq lists its product as uncharacterized. Gene Ontology annotation, molecular function: O-methyltransferase activity. NCBI's taxonomy places the organism in Eukaryota, Fungi, Ascomycota, Eurotiomycetes, Chaetothyriales, Herpotrichiellaceae. The record is from RefSeq and is a predicted model, not a curated record. The transcript is spliced from 5 exons. The coding region runs from base 1 to 1152 and encodes 383 amino acids.
AUGGAAUCGAUCAUCACACAAAUCACGUCGCUGGCGGAGGCCGCCGACGAGGCUGGCCGACAAACGAUACUGACCAGUCUUCAACAGCUUCAGUCUCAGCUUGAAAGUCCGAUGGACACGUUGAUGAAGUUGUAUAACUCGCAAAUCCAAAUCAGCGUGUUAUAUGUUGGGGUCCAGUUGGGCCUGUUCAAGCACCUUGCUGAAAAUGCUUCGUCGCCUGUGAGCGUGGCACAGCUCGCUGAGAGGUCGGGCGCAAGUCCUGAACUGCUCCGACGACUACUUCGAUAUCUUGCCUCCUUGGGAUUCGUCUUGAACCCAUCCCCAGAUCACUAUCAAGCUAAUAAGCUCACACGUUUUCUUGCCAGCCCUCAGAUUGAUGCUGGUAUGGUUCACGGAUUCGACACCUGCGGACCGGCCGCCAGCGCACUGCCUGCCUUUCUUGAGGAAACAUCAUACGCAGACAUCUCAUCGAACACCAAGACUCCGUUCCAGAAAGGACACAGCACCGAGCUCGGUGGGUUCGACUGGCUCAAGCAGCACCCGAAAAACUUCAACGCCCUUCAAGUUUCCAUGACGGCAAUUCAGAACUCGGAUUGGCUCAAAGGCCUGAAUGUGCUCGACCAGGCGGCCCGGCAGGUCACGCAAGGCUCUGAGAAACCGUUCUUUGUGGACGUUGGUGGUGGCCACGGUCACCAGUGCAAGCAACUUCUCGAAAAGUAUCCCAAUCUUCACGGCACAAUUGUCCUGCAAGAUCUUCCUCAGGCUGUGAGUGGAUUGCCGCCGAUCGAGGGCGUAAAGGUCACGACGCAGAACUUCUUCGAAAAGCAGUCUGUUCAGGGGUCAAGGUUCUACUACCUCCGUCGUAUCAUGCAUGAUUGGCCAGAUGAUGACUGUGUGUCCAUUCUGUCCAGAUUGGCGGAGGCAAUGGGUAGCGAUUCGCAGAUACUGGCGGAUGAAGUGUUCAUGCCCGAUACCAAUGUGCCAUGGCAAGCGUCGCUGCAGGAUGUCUGGAUGAAUGUCUUGUUCGCAGGAAAGGAACGCACACGGACGGAAUGGGAACAUUUGAUUGAGAGGUCAGGCUUGAAGCUGGUCGAUGUUCGGACGUACAAUGCAUCCUCAUGUUCUUCGGUGCUUGUGUUGGAGAAGGCGUGAGCAUGUCUGAGUGGUUGCUAGAAAACAUACCGCCUAGCUGGUUAGUACUUGCCUACCUGUAUAUAAAUAAAUGACACCCGCCUCAAGUGAUAUCCCG